AUGACGACUCCGAGCAUCGACUUGGUCCUCCAAUUCAUAUUUCCUGACGAGUCUUCCGACGCAGACCAACGCACAUUUCAAGUGAAGCAAAUGUUGGAGGGCUCUGCGGAACCUCGCGAGAUGUACAAAUUCCAUCAUCCCAAUACGGGAACAACUACUGGCGUCACGACAAUUCAGCGCAUGAACGCGAUAACCGGAAUAUGGGAUAAUGCAGGCCAAAUUGAUUGGCAGUCAAACACGAGUGCUACUGUGUAUUUCGGGACCGAACGGGUGCCAGUCAGGGAAUUACGGAAGCGUAAAAAAGCAUCGAGCAAAUCUCGCCGCUUUAAGGCCAACAGUGGGGAAUACAAAUGGAAGGUAGGACAGAAUGGGAGGGACUUGGUCUGUGUCAGCACCCGUGGAAAAACCGUAGCGACCUGGUCAGAUGAACAGUCCACCUUGCGCGUAGUAGAUGGCUCGGACAGUAUCUUGGAUCGGGUCGUUGUGACAUGUUUUCUGAACAUACGAAUGCUGCGGCUGAAUUUUUGGUGA
Molecule: messenger RNA, 531 nt
Organism: Laetiporus sulphureus 93-53
Lineage: Eukaryota; Fungi; Basidiomycota; Agaricomycetes; Polyporales; Laetiporaceae
Exons: 5
Coding region: 1-531 (176 amino acids)
Source: RefSeq, a predicted model, not a curated record